GCCCACUAGUCCUGAUACGGAAUAGUGCCUCUCCGAUUGGCGGGCUCCAUGCUCCGUGCCCCCGACGAGAGUCAUCAUUCGUGAGAAUUUGUUCUGGGAGACCAUCAACUGUGAAGACAACACUUGCUCGCUGCCCCCGACAUACGUCGUCCAUUGAGGCCAUAUAUUCCCUCAGGUGAACCUCCUCUGCGACAGCAUAGUUGUACUGCAGCUCCAGCAGAUUUAUCUCCUCUUGAUUGUGACCCGACGACAAGGCAUUUCAGCUCCAAGAAUACCCCGCGAUCGGAAGUAGCCUGCGAGUGGGCUUGCAUAGGAUACAGUCACCCACGUUGCAACGAUGGAUUUGGUCAAUCACUUAGAGGGGAGGUUAUUGUUCGCUGUUCCCAAGAAGGGGCGCUUAUUACAAGCUGCGCUCAACCUGCUCGAAGGCGCAGACAUCCAAUUCCGGAGAGAAUCGAGGCUUGAUAUUGCGCUCGUGAAGAACCUUCCCAUUGCUCUCAUCUUCUUACCCGCAGCGGAUAUCCCCACCUUCGUUGGAGAAGGGCGAGUCUCCCUGGGGAUAACGGGGCGGGACACUGUCGCCGAACAUGCCUCCGGAGUAGAACAAGCUCGUCGGGCACGAGCCGAAAGUGGGAAAUCGACGCCGGUCGACGAUGGAAUCGCUGGCUGCGAGGAAGUUAUGGAUUUGAGCUUCGGCUCCUGCAGGCUACAAGUCCAGGUUCCGGAAAAGGGACAAUAUGUCAAACCUUCGGAUCUGAUUGGGAAGAAUGUCGGUACAAGCUUCGUCCAUCUGACCGAGGACUACUUCGCGGCGCUGGAGAGAGAACAGGAUGCUGCGACUGGAGCGCCGAAAGGGAAGUUGAGGACCAAGAUCAUUGAGUUGAGUGGGAGUGUGGAGGCUGCCUGCGCACUUGGUGUUGCAGAUGGUAUCGUGGAUCUUGUUGAAUCCGGUGAGACGAUGAAGGCCGCUGGCCUGAAGGCAAUUGAUACGGUGGUAUCAAGUACAGCCGUCCUCAUCAAAUCCAAGAACCCCACGAACCCGGCACUGGUCGACCUUAUCGCAUCCCGUAUCAGAGGAGUCAUCACGGCGCAACAAUACGUGCUCUGCCAAUACAAUGUUCACCGCUCAAACCUUCCCGCAGCAACCAAAAUCACACCAGGAAAGCGUGCACCCACAAUCAACGCAUUAGAAGAAGAGGGCUGGGUAGCUGUAAGCUCCAUGGUUGAGAAGAAGAAGAUCGCGACGGUCAUGGACGAAUUGACGUCGGUUGGUGCGACGGAUAUCCUGGUGCUAGAUAUCGUGAACACCAGGGCCGGCUAGGUGCAUAAUUAGACAGAUCGAGAGAAAAUCGCAUUUGAAUUUGGUAGGCAAAUAAGUUCUGGGUAGAUCAUGGGUUUGGGCAGCUUGAAUAGACUUGGUUUGAGGGAUUGCGGUGUGGGCGUUGGUAGCCUUGAGAUCCUCAGCCUCGAAGAAUCAGCUCCGAUCAGCCUUGUCGAGGGGUGGCGAGAACCCUGGCCCCCGGCAAUUAUUGGGGGCAGCGCCAAGUUCCAGCAAAUCGAUUGCAUUCCGAAGAGCUGAUCAUCUUUAUCAUUGUAUGAUAUGUACUUCGUGUUUGAUCUCUUCGCGCGCAUUUAAUCUACCUACUGUAAUAAUUGAUCCUUCACUGCUUGCG
This is a messenger RNA of Amorphotheca resinae ATCC 22711, 1673 nucleotides long. RefSeq lists its product as hypothetical. The record is from RefSeq and is a predicted model, not a curated record. Gene Ontology annotation, cellular component: cytoplasm. The transcript is spliced from 5 exons. Gene Ontology annotation, biological process: L-histidine biosynthetic process. Gene Ontology annotation, molecular function: magnesium ion binding; ATP phosphoribosyltransferase activity. NCBI's taxonomy places the organism in Eukaryota, Fungi, Ascomycota, Leotiomycetes, Helotiales, Amorphothecaceae. The coding region runs from base 338 to 1321 and encodes 327 amino acids.